This is a messenger RNA of Saccostrea cuccullata (small rock oyster), 2482 nucleotides long. RefSeq lists its product as uncharacterized. NCBI's taxonomy places the organism in Eukaryota, Metazoa, Mollusca, Bivalvia, Ostreida, Ostreidae. The record is from RefSeq and is a predicted model, not a curated record. The coding region runs from base 86 to 607 and encodes 173 amino acids. The transcript has 6 exons.
UAAGACAGCCGACUUGUGUGAGAGUCAUGUCCGAAAUCAACACAAAGUGAGAAAAAGACAAGGGCAACAGAGAUUACCAUGUACAAUGUCCUCUAAGACAAUAGUACAAGGAAAGUGCCCAAAUGAUACGAUAUCCCGUAAUACACGUGCAAAAGAACUUGGUUGUGAAAAUAUUAAUAACUCUUGUAAAGAUUCUAGUGACUUUGUCUACCACUGUGUUUUAAAUGAAUGGGGCAAUGGCUCUUUAGAAGUAUGUGCGCCAUCAACGAAAAUUAUAGGACAAUUUUGUGUUGAAUAUAAUUUAGGCGGAUCUAUAGUUCAGGAACACCACAAAACAAACAGAACCUGUACUUCUUGUCCUUUUGUUUACAACUCAACUGAAAGUUUUCGUUACAGUGAAUGCUUCAAAGGACUUUCAUCAAUGCCAACAGGUUCAACAAAACAAAGUUAUCUUCCUUUGUCAAUAGAUCAAUGGAUCGGACCCGUAGUUUUACUGGGACUCAUUCUCCUUAUCGCUGCAACAACCUUUUGUGUGCUGAAGAAAAGAAUUACAUCCAAUGGACAACACAUUUCACUGUCAGUGAUUAAAGACAGGCAGAAUGCAUGAUUAGGAAUUUCCUUGAAAUUUAUAGGAGACGAAGAAAAGCGUUUUGAAAACGAAACGAACGAUCCGUUUCAAAAAACGUUGAAUAUUAACACGUAAUAUGACAUUAUGAAUCCUUUACAAAAAAAAUCAUCAACGCUUACAUUUUAUUGUCUGUACUGUCAAUUUGAAAAACCAAAGAAUGUGAAACAUAGGAUACGUACAGACUGUUCCUUGCCACACAGGAAUUUAUACACCAUAAAAUAUACAUCAUUCCAUAGACUCUAUUUUCCCGUCAUAUACAAGAAGGAUAUAACUGAUAACUUCCUACCAAACCUAAAUGUCAUCACCUGUUGAGGAGGAGAUUGUAUCAUUGUACCUACAGUUACCUCUUUCUAGCUUAGAGAAAAGAGGAGAUAGACAUUAUCCAGUAUGUUUUGUAUUUCAAUGCAAAGUGUCAGCAAUUUGCAAUAUUGUUGAGUGACAACCAUUUUUUUAUUGGUUUUAUACAAGAAUGUAUAUUAUAUUGUUUUUCUACAACUGUUUAUUAAAUGGGUACUUUAUUUACUAGUAUUAAUAUAUUUUGCAUUUAUGUGUACGAAUAUUUUUCUUCGACCUCUCCUAUUGUUUUUUAUACGAAUGAUAUAUUAUCUAACAUGCAUUUGGUAAAUCAUUAUUGUGUACUUUGAAAGCCCAGAGAUUUUGUCUUGUGAUUUUAUCACUUACUGACAUUUACAUUUUUUUAAAUUUAUAAUUAAUAUAAAUAUCACAUCAUUUAUUUGUCCUUUACAUAACUCGCUCUUAUUCUAAGUAUGAAGAUAAAAUGACUUGCAUAAUCUUUUAAAUUAUAUUUACAUGAAUUACAUGUGAAUCCUUGGCGUGUAGAAGUUGGGAAAUAAAGAAACAAAUAAAACAUGUGAAAUUUACGUGAAAAUUUGAUAGGAUUUGACACAACUUUCAUAUAAAUUUCACAUGAAAAGCUUAAAACAUGCGAUGAAUGACAGAUUAAUUCAGAUGAAUAUCAAAGUUCUUAAAAAAAUAUGUAAAUAUAAUUCACACCAAUUCAUAUGAAAUUCGAAUGAGGAACGAAAUAAUAUAUUUUUUACAUGAUUUCCGAACAAUUAUAAACUAAAAAAGAAAAAAAAUUACAUGCAUUCCAUGUGAGCGAAUUACCCUUUCUUAAGCAAAUGAAACGUAUAAAACAAAUCUCCUAGAGUGGAAAUACGACAUGCAUUGCUGCAUAUAAGUAUGAGAGAUUUUCACUCACAAGGAUUCACAAACAAUAAUUUUUUGUGAUUUCGACAAUUUGUUUUAUUAAUGAUUGAAACACGCCUCUUCACAAUGGUAUUUCUUUCCUGUAGAUUGAAGAUGCUGUUAUAUUACAGCAAACCAGCAGAAAGAUAAUGCCAUCGGCAGCUACAAAUGAAGAAGAUCGUGAGUAUCUUCUUAUUUCAAUAUCUAACUAUGAAUGAUACUGAGAUUAACGAAACAAAUCAAACGUUUAUUGUGCACGGAAGACAUUGGUCGUAAUAUAAUUUCUUACAUUUAUUAGAUGAAUAUUAUAUGUAGUACCUGCUAUACACAUGUUUUCUUUCUAAUUUUGGAGAAAAUCAUUCUCUCUUUCUCUCCAACAAAAAAUACACAGCUAUGUUAUUUGGGUUCAAUCAUUUCAAAUCACUGUAAAAUUCAUCGAUUGUCUUGCUUUGUAACUAAAAUAAAUACAUAUGAUAUCAGGAAUAUCUUCAAUACGAAUUGAUAACGGUGUAACAGAUUUCUCUCCGAUGAAAUUAGGGGUUGAAACAACGGAUAAAUUUGGACUUUAACUUUUUCAAUUAAAUUCUCAUGAACAAUUUUCUAUUUUAUAUCCUAAAAUUAAUUGACCCUGUUUGCAUAACUUGA